Dentiscutata erythropus is the source of this 1024-nucleotide messenger RNA. The record is from the annotation of a GenBank genome assembly. Lineage: Eukaryota; Fungi; Glomeromycota; Glomeromycetes; Diversisporales; Gigasporaceae.
UCAUGUGAAGUGCAGCAAUUUCGCGAAAAUUUCGCUAAUUGGACUAGCGGAAAUAAAGAAAUAGAUCACUUUAUUCAGAGUUCUCAAAUUCACCAGAAAGCGUAUUUGAAUGGAUUCCAUUUAGCGAAUUUUCAGCAUAUAAAUUUAACUAUGGAGGAGCAGUCGUUAAUCUGUAUGAUGUCUACUGGUCUUCAGGCCCAAGAAUCUUGUGGGAUACGAAGCUGCAAAAAUAUAUCAGGAAUUGACUGGUAUGGGAUGUCACGAGAUCCAGAAACAAAUGCACUCAUAUCCGUUAGUGAGUACGCUGAUAACGGAUCGCUUCUUGAUUAUUUGCGAUUAAAUUGCAUCAAUUUAAGUUGGAAAACCAGGCUUAAUUUUUUAUGGCAAAUUUCCAGGGAUUUUCAAUGCCUUUUUAAUUCUGGAUUUACUUAUUCUGCGUUGGGGACCGGUUCAUUUGUUGUAAAAAGUGACCAGACAGUUGCAUUGCGUGAUUUUCUUUGUGCAAUUGAUAGUGAACAAUCCCAUGUAUAUAAAUAUUGUGCAUUGAAAUAUGUAGGUCCAGAAUUCUUUGAAAAACGUAAGAUUACUAAAGAAUGUAAUAUUUACACAUUUGGCUUAAUUAUGUACAGAUUCUCAGCACCUUUUAUGCAAGAGCUUGAAAAAGGACUAGAUUUAAGUCUUGUGCCUGAAAGUACACCAAAAUGUUAUACUAACUUAAUGAGACAAUGCUUAAAUCAUGAUCCAAACUUUCGUCCCUCUAUAACACAAAUUAUUAAUAAAUUGGGUGAAUUGUAUCUUGAAAUGGGGCGAAACAUCCGUUCACAAAUCACGGCUGAAUUUCGAAUCGCAGAUGAAUUUCGACAAACAUCUUGUGUAGAGUCUGAUAAAAAAUUGAAUGAAUUGGGUGCCGUUUCUUCAAAUGAUAAAGACAUUUCUACAGGCUCACUAUUAUCUACUAUCAGCAAUCUUGGCGUGGAUUUAAUCGAUUUUGAUCAAUUUACAAACAAGCAGUACAUUGGGGAAG